Molecule: messenger RNA, 1905 nt
Organism: Anopheles funestus (African malaria mosquito)
Lineage: Eukaryota; Metazoa; Arthropoda; Insecta; Diptera; Culicidae
Exons: 2
Coding region: 278-1840 (520 amino acids)
Source: RefSeq, a predicted model, not a curated record
AAUAAUCCAGCUGGUUGGAGUUUUGUUUAUUUGCUUAUCGGAGAAAUAUAACAUCUAGUUACGGUUCAACGGAUAUGUAAAUCUACUAUCUACAGCUUUAUUGAAUCAUCUGCAUCUGCUCUAAGGACAACCUGUUGGUUCAAAAAUCCCUCCAACGACCACAGUAUUUCUAAUUGGAGACGGUUUGCUGUUUGGGAAAGCUUUAGUUUGCUAGUCAUCAGCGAUUCAGAACUGUAAACAAUUGUACCGAAAUAGCUUCUAGCCGAUAUCAGAGCAAAUGAAUACAAUGGAUAGCGUUAGUGGUGUUGUCGAGCAAACAUCAGAAGAUGUUGAAAAAGAAGCAAAACCUUCUAAUGCCGAAGAAAUCAGCACGCUUAAAAAGGAGAAUACACAACCCGAAACUCAUGCAGAUUGCCCACGAACUGGAGAAAGUUCCACAGCAAACGAAAUAUCUUCCAAUAAAUACCCAGACGAGGAAGAUGAAGCGAAACUGCAGGAAAAACUCCAAACUCUCAAGGGCGAUCGAAUUGGUGAGACGAUGUACUCGGAACGCUUCGUCCUGUCGACCAUCCUGAAGCUUUCGAAACAGGGCAACCGGUUGCUAGAGGAGGACGACGAAUUCGAACAUGACCUUUGCAACCUAUGGGACAUGACGAUUGAACCGGAUGUGGUGCGAUUUCUGCUCGAACAGGACGUCAUUGAGCUGUUCCUUGCUUUAGCUGCCAAUUCCGAGGACUAUCGCUUAAUCGAGAUCCUGUUUGGCAUCAUCGGUAACAUGUGCUGUGUGGAUGAGAUGCACAAUCUGUUCUAUCAGCAGAGUCAUCUGCUGGUGGCUUUAUGUGACUUCCUCUCCAUUACCGAUGCUCCGGUGUUAGUUCAACUGAUGCGAACACUGACAACCCUUUUCGAUCGAUCAGACGAUGAACGCUAUCAUUGGUUUGGUGUGAUGAAGAAGGUCGACAAUCUGACGGAAAAGCUAGCGCUCAUCCUCGCUACCAGCACCAACAGAGCACUGCUGGAACAUACGACUGAGACUGUGAACGCAAUGAUCAAUCGCUUUACCGAGGCGGAAGUGGAUUAUGCACAGCUAAAUGAGUUUUAUCGUCUUUUCGCUAAGAGCUGCCUAUUGGAGGGACUGUUCGAGGCCUUUAAACAACUGUAUCCCUUUCCGGCGCGAGAUGCCGGCAGUGAUGGCUUUGACGAGGAAACACUAACACAGAAGGACAUCAAAACGAUGCGUCGCUUUUUGGAGAUUCAUGAGCAUUUUAUCGUGAACGCGAACGAGCUGUACGAGGCGUACGUGAGCGAGGUAGAUCAGUGCGUUCACCGUGUGCUUGCAUCAUUUGUUAACGAAAGCAUACUGUUUCCGGUUUCAAAAAACCAUGUGUGCAUCUUCGUAUCAAUCAGUAACAUUUACAGCGGUAUUAUGUACCACUUCCGGGCGGAAUCAUUUGUAUAUAUGGUGAAAAUUUAUGACCAAUUGGCAGAAGCACUGAAAAAUCCACCGAUGGAAACACCCUCGAGAGCAACCGAGGAUGGUACGGCGAUGGAGGAAGAAGACUCAGCAGAUGAUGGCGGAGAAUUCGAUGUGGAGACCGCCUGUGCGGAGGUUCGAGAAGCAAUAUUUUUCCUCGUUGGACCGAUCGAUGAACAAAUCAUCAGGACGGCUAUUCAAAUGGGACAGCUGAAGGAAUCCACCUUUGAGCAGAUGUGUCGCGAGUUGCGAGAGACGAUGGACGGGGAACCGUUACUAUAUCAGACCUGUGAAAAGCUGAUGAAUGCCGUGAAGCCUAACGGCGAAGAAGUUGACGUUCCAAUGAUCAACCAUGUAGCAGAGUAGACAAACACGAAUAGGCUAAUUUUAAAGGGUACCAUUAAAUAUUCAUACUUCUCUCUCUUAACAAA